Messenger RNA from Xenopus tropicalis (tropical clawed frog), 1485 nucleotides. RefSeq names its product family with sequence similarity 72 member A (gene fam72a). The record is from RefSeq and is marked provisional. Lineage: Eukaryota; Metazoa; Chordata; Amphibia; Anura; Pipidae.
AAGUUCGGAAGGCGGAAAUAGCUAUUGGACGGAUUCUUGCAAUCAAGAGUUAAACCAGCACUAUGUCAAAUGGGACCUUCACCUUUAAAGACAGGUGUGUUUCUGUGCUGUGCUGCAGGUUCUGUGAUCAGGUGCUGAGCAUCCGAGGAAUGAGGGCCCAGCUACUGGCGGGUACAGACCAGGAGAUGUUUUCCACUGAUAUUCCUCCCACCAAGGCUGUAGACUUUGUGGGAAGCUGUUAUUUCUUGGAAGCAUGCAAAUGCAAACUGAAAAAUAUUGCAUGUCUGAAAUGUGGUAAUGAAGUUGGCUACCAUGUGGUAGCUCCAUGCCAGCACUGCCUCCUGUCCUGUAACAAUGGACAUUUCUGGAUGUUCCAAAGCAAGUCGGUUUGUGGUACUGCCCGGUCAGAUGCUUCAGGAACAAAUAUGUUGCUUUGGCGAGACCUUCCAGAUACAGAUGAGGAGCAUGAAGAACUGUUCAUUGGCCGAGAAGAAGACCAAGAACAGUACCUGAGAUAGCAAACCCUUUGCUCAGAACUGUGUUUUUGUGUACGCAAGGAGAACUCUGCAUUAUGUGUGGGAGGUGCAUAUCCAGUACAAAUAAGAUGGAAUUUUAAACCAUAGCAGCACUUAUAUUGUACAGAAUAUUUCACGGAAUAUCAUAAGAGAGUGACUAUGAUUUCUCUAUGGAUUACCCAAUUUUUUGCUAUACAUGAAGUGGAUGCAGCUUUUUGCUUUGAUUUUGAGAUAUUCUUUGAAAUGCGCUAGCAGUUUACAUUACUACUAAUGCCUUUUAUCCUUCCAGAUGUAGUUAUAUUACAUCUCCCAGAAUGUAACAACAGUUUGUAUACAAGUAUGGUGGACAACAGUUGUAUACAAGUAUGGUGGACAUGACUUGUGGCACAGUUUUUCUUCAAGACAAGAGCAGAAAGAUUCUAGCAUAAACCCAUAUGCUAAUGCCCAUCCUUUUGUGCAACAGCCAGUGUCUGAGACCUACAUAAUGUGACUGCCAUAUUUUCUUUUUAUGUUUUUUAAUUCUUGGAGAUAUAUUAGAAAUAACUUAACCAACUAAUGCACUUAAAUUUUAUUCAAUGCAUGUUAAAAGUCACUGAUUGUUGAUUAAACGGGCCUGGGACAGUUGUGGCCAGAUACUCCGAUAUUAUUCCUAGGCUUAUUUCACUUGCUCUGUCAACCCAAUUCAUAUGCUUGUGCUGAACAUUUGCUUCCAGAGAGGCAUUCCCAUUGCCUCACCCACCACUGUCUGUCUGUACAGUAUGGAUUUCACAGAGUGAGAAUCACUCGCAUGACAAAUUUUUAUUAUAGAUAACAAUACAAUUGCUUACAAAGCAAAUAUAAAAUCAAGAACAAGAAAAAUUAAAAACUGCAAAUAUUCAAAAAAAAAAAUGUGCAAAUUGUAAUAGCUCAAUUCUGGUACCCAACACAUUAUUAUCCUUUAUUUAUAAGUAUCAUUAAACACCAGUGUAAA